AUGAUUCACAAGCAGGACGAUCAGCUAGCAUUUCUUGAGGUCAAGAGGAUAGUUGGAGUGAUUGAGCGUCUGAAGACUGGAUGCAAGGAGAAGGUAGACACUAUACAGAUACAGGUGAAUCUCAAGGGAUAUGAUGCCAAGAAGGACAACAAGGUCUCGAAGGACAUGGCUUUUCCAUACAAGGUGAGAAGGGCGGACAAGGUGGUUGUGAUUGCCGACGAGGCACACAUGAAGGAAUGUACUGAGAAAGGAAUACCGUGUGUGCUGAUUGAUGAGAUCAGUGCAGAUAACAAGAAAUCUGUUCGUGAAAGGCUGUUUAAAACGAACAAGUACUUUAUACUAUGUCCUGGAUACCAGAAGGUAUACCAGCUGAAGAACAUUCUUAGAUGUGGAAAGACUCCGUACAUAAUGAAGAAUGAUGAUGAUGUUUCGAAAGUGUUUGAGCAGGCAAAGAAGUCGUACAAGUUGAGAAUCAAGGACUUUGCAGUUACUUCAUUUCCAGUGGGGCAUACUGGCAUGGACUCUGAACACGUAUAUGAAAACAUCAAGUGUGGGAUGGGACUGCUUCUUUCGUAUCUGAAGAAGGGGCUGCAGAGCCUCGAUGGGGUGCUGAUUAAGACGAACCAAGCAAGCCCAAUAACGCUUUAUUAA
Messenger RNA from Ordospora pajunii, 651 nucleotides. Its product is annotated as putative ribosomal protein L1. NCBI's taxonomy places the organism in Eukaryota, Fungi, Microsporidia, Ordosporidae. The record is from RefSeq and is a predicted model, not a curated record. Gene Ontology annotation, biological process: translation. Gene Ontology annotation, molecular function: structural constituent of ribosome; RNA binding. Gene Ontology annotation, cellular component: large ribosomal subunit. Bases 1 to 651 code for a protein of 216 amino acids. The transcript has a single exon.